Penicillium coprophilum is the source of this 1866-nucleotide messenger RNA. Its product is annotated as putative FAD monooxygenase. The record is from RefSeq and is a predicted model, not a curated record. Gene Ontology annotation, molecular function: FAD binding. NCBI's taxonomy places the organism in Eukaryota, Fungi, Ascomycota, Eurotiomycetes, Eurotiales, Aspergillaceae. Bases 1 to 1866 code for a protein of 621 amino acids. The transcript has 6 exons.
AUGACGCCAGAUGAAUUCAAUGUCGAAGUUCUCAUUGUUGGCGCGGGCCCUGCAGGGCUCAUGGCCGCGACCUGGAUGGCACAAACAGGAAUCAAGACCAUGUUGGUUGACCAAAAAGGACUGAGAACCCAAUGUGGGCAUGCAGACGGGAUUGAGAGUCGCACAUUGGAGAUAUUGGACAGUUUCAGGCUGGGAGAAUCUAUCUAUAGAGGUGCCAAUCUCACAAUUGACUUGUGCUUGUGGAAUCAGUUGGAGAAUGGCGAUAUACAACGUCAGACUGUGCUCAAUAAUGCGAGUCCGGGGCUUUCCCGAUAUCACGAAGCCACCUAUGGGCAGGCAAAGAUUGAGGAAAAUUUCUUGAAAUUUCUUCGGUCCAGCAACUCAGUCGAGGUUCGGUGGAACACGGCGCCUGUCAAAUUAGACAUUCUGCAAGACUACACAGACUAUCCCGUGCGAGUGGUGAUACAGACAAAACAGUCGAAUGCAGAGUGUACCUUAGCCACGGUCAACGCCAAAUACGUGGUUGGUUGCGACGGAGCCCGAAGUUGGGUCCGAAAACGACUCGGUCUUACGCUUGAAGGAAAUCAUGUGGACGAGAAUUGGGGAGUGAUUGAUGUGAUACCUGCGACCAAUUUUCCCGACAUCCGUAAAAGAUGCAUUAUAAAAUCCGAGGCUGGUCACUUGAUGAUUAUACCACGAGAAGAAAGACUAGUCCGAUUUUAUGUUCAGCUUUCUCCCGGAGCUGCCGCGCUGUUUAGGGCUGAAUAUCAUCCGAAAGCCCUGGUCGCGAUUGUGAAAGAUAUCCUGCAUCCAUAUAGCUUCGAAGCGCCUUAUAUUGAAUGGUCAACCAUAUACACAGUUGGUCAAAGGCUGUGUCCCGCUCUAUCCAAGCAUAACCGAGUGUUCCUGGCUGGUGAUGCGGUACAUACUCAUUCCCCUAAGGCUGGAAAGGGCAUGAACGUCAGCAUCCAAGACACAUACAAUUUGGGCUGGAAAUUAGCUUCUGUCAUUAAAGGAAAGACCAUACCAAGUAUCUUGCAUACAUACCAGGCCGAGCGCGGUGCAGUCGCGAGAAGACUAAUCGCCUUUGACAAACGGAUGGUCAUGGGAAUCGGGGAGAAAGAACCGAACUCAGAUUCCACGGAGCAAAAAGAAACUACUCUUCGUGCAAUUCUCAAGGAAGAGAAUACGUCUGAGUCUGGGUCGCGAACCUACUAUCAACCCAGUCUGCUUGUAACGCGAACAUGGGACGACAGACCAACCGGGAAGCGCCACAUGCUAAAGCCGAUGCUCCCAUACAGCAAAACCAAUCUUGCCACAAAGAUUGCUCUGGGGGCAAGACUACCUAAUGUAGAAGUCUUGUGUCAGAGUGACUCUCGUCCUUAUCAUAUCCAGCGACUGCUUCGGAGUACCGGAGAGUGGUACUUGCUAAUCUUGGGCGGUGAUAUAUUACAGAAGUCUCAAAUGGUUCGCCUCGAAAGUCUUGGGCUGCAACUUGGGCGAACCGACUCUCUAAUCUAUAGAAUCAACCAGCAAAAUGAUUCAGUCGGUAAAAUUUCGACUUAUCUAGUUCACUGUGCUCCCCGAAACAAAGUCGAGCUGAUGGAGUUGCCGCAAGUCUUCAUACCAUUUGACAGGAAGCUUGGAUAUAAUUAUUGGAAGGUUUUCGCUGAUAAUGAGCCGUGCAGCGAGGAAUGUGGAUCUGCUCAUGAGUUUUAUGGCGUCUCGGCGGAAGGGUGUAUGGUUCUCGUGCGUCCUGACCAACAUGUUGCAUUUAUUGGGUCGCUGGAGGACUUGCCUGAGGUCGAAAGUUUCCUCGGAAACUUUAUGAUUGCCAGUGUAGAAGGGACUGAAUGUCAAGAGUGA